CUGCGCUGUAACCCGACUCCGCGCUCCGCUCCUGGGGGGCGGGAGCCCAGCGGCCUUGGCCCCGCGGCCCGAGCGCCGAGUGCCACAUCACUGCGCCGCCGCCGCCCGCCCGCCGCCCACCAUGCGGCCCCCGCCGCCGCCCUUGCUGCUACUCGCCGCGCUGGCCGCCGCCGCCGCCGGGCCGGGGUGCCCGCUCGCCCGGGGACCCGCCGGUGAAUGCCACGGGCCGUGGGCUGCACACAGUGCCACGUGUGUGGACAUGCCUCUCCGGACCUGCAGUGACGUGGCCUACAACCAGACGACCUUCCCCACCCUGCUGGAGCACCGGUCCCGGGAGGCGGUGGAGUCCAGCUCCGAGUACAUCCUGCUGAGCGUCCUGCACCACCUGCUCGAGGGCCAGUGCAACCCCGACCUGCGGCUGCUGGGCUGCGCCGUGCUGGCCCCCCGCUGCGAGGGCGGCCGGGUGCGCAGGCCCUGCAGGCACGUGUGCGAGGGGCUGCGGGCGGCCUGCCGGCCCGCCUUCGACGCCAUCGACAUGGCCUGGCCCUACUUCCUCGACUGCGGCCGCUACUUCGCGAGCGUGGAGGAGGGCUGCUACGACCCCCUGGAGAAGCUGCGAGAAGGCCUGGACGUGGAUGAGGCGCUGCCCUCGGGCCUGCCGCCGACCUUCAUUCGCUUCACACACCACUCCUACGCCCAGAUGGUGCGCGUGCUGAGGCGGACGGCGGCCCGCUGCGCCCCCAUCGCCAAGACCUACAGCAUCGGCCGGAGCUUCAACGGCAAGGAGCUGCUGGUCAUUGAGUUCUCGGCCCGCCCUGGCCAGCACGAGCUGAUGGAGCCUGAGGUGAAGCUCAUCGGCAACAUCCAUGGCAAUGAGGUGGCAGGGCGGGAGAUGCUCAUCUACCUGGCCCAGUACCUGUGCUCCGAGUACCUGUUGGGCAGUCCCCGUAUCCAGCGCCUGCUCAACACUACCCGCAUUCACCUGCUGCCCUCCAUGAACCCCGACGGGUACGAGGUGGCGGCUGCCGAGGGCGCCGGCUACAACGGGUGGACAAGCGGGAGGCAGAAUGCACAGAACUUGGAUCUGAACCGCAACUUCCCUGACCUGACGUCUGAGUACUACCGCCUGGCCGAGGCCCGUAGCGUGCGCGGCGACCACAUCCCCAUCCCGCAGCAGUACUGGUGGGGUAAGGUGGCCCCCGAGACCAAGGCGAUAAUGAAGUGGAUGCGGACCACCCCGUUCGUGCUCUCGGCCAGCCUCCACGGGGGCGACCUUGUGGUGUCUUACCCCUUCGACUUCUCCAAGCACCCCCAGGAAGAGAAGAUGUUUUCUCCCACGCCCGAUGAGAAGAUGUUCAAGCUGCUGGCCAGGGCCUAUGCUGAUGUUCACCCCAUGAUGAUGGACAGGUCGGAGAACAGGUGUGGCGGCAACUUCCUGAAGAGGGGCAGCAUCAUCAACGGGGCGGACUGGUACAGCUUCACCGGAGGCAUGUCGGACUUCAACUACCUGCACAGCAACUGCUUCGAGAUCACGGUGGAGCUGGGCUGCGUCAAGUUCCCCCCGGAGGAGGCCCUCUACACGAUCUGGCAGCACAACAAGGAGCCCCUCCUGAACUUCGUGGAGAUGGUGCACCGCGGCAUCAAAGGUGUGGUGAUGGACAAAUUUGGCAAGCCGGUCAAAAACGCCCGGAUUUUGGUCAAGGGCAUCCGCCAUGACAUCACCACAGCCCCAGAUGGCGACUACUGGAGACUGCUACCUUCGGGGUCCCACAUCGUCAUAGCUCAGGCCCCCGGCUACUCCAAGGUCAUCAAGAAGGUCACCAUCCCUGCCCGGAUGAAGAGGGCUGGCCGUGUGGACUUCAUUCUCCAGCCUCUGGGACCCAAGAAGCUUCUCCUCGGGCUACGGAGAAAUGGGUCUGGGCCCCGAGACCCGCCGGGAGGUGCCAGCCCAUAUGGGGAGCCCGAGGAGCCGGGCUGGGAGCCCCUCGGGGGACGGAGGCAGCCCUCUGCGGGCGGGAGCAAGCCAUGGUGGUGGUCCUACUUCACGUCCCUGAGUCAGCACAAGCCGCGCUGGCUGCUCAAGUACUAGCCUCCCCCCACCCUCUGGCCCAGAGGCUCCAGGCUCUUGAUUUUGUCUUCAGAAGACACCCUGUAAAGCUGUUUCUGUUUUAUUAAAGUCAUUUUAUUUACUGUC
Molecule: messenger RNA, 2194 nt
Organism: Mirounga angustirostris (Northern elephant seal)
Lineage: Eukaryota; Metazoa; Chordata; Mammalia; Carnivora; Phocidae
Gene: CPZ
Product: carboxypeptidase Z
Exons: 11
Coding region: 122-2089 (655 amino acids)
Biological process (GO): protein processing; peptide metabolic process
Molecular function (GO): zinc ion binding; protein binding; metallocarboxypeptidase activity
Source: RefSeq, a predicted model, not a curated record